Messenger RNA from Stomoxys calcitrans (stable fly), 2374 nucleotides. RefSeq lists its product as uncharacterized. NCBI's taxonomy places the organism in Eukaryota, Metazoa, Arthropoda, Insecta, Diptera, Muscidae. The record is from RefSeq and is a predicted model, not a curated record. The transcript is spliced from 2 exons. Bases 671 to 1771 code for a protein of 366 amino acids.
UUAGUUCAGUCAACGGCAAUUAUUCGAUUCAAAAACAACGACCGUUAUAACGCGACGGCUGAAAAUGCGUUUUUAAGAAAGAAGACAUUCAAUUGUUUUUUUUUUUUUGCAAUAAGUCGGCAUAUUGGAAUUACAAAAAAAAAAAACACAACAAAGAAAAUAGAAACGUGCCUGUUUUACGUGUAACAAAAGCUAUAAUUUUGUAUAGCAUAUAGACACGUGGAAAAAUUAGAAAAAAUCAAGAAAAUAAUCAGUAAUUAACAGGAGAAGAAAAAAAUUGUGAUCUCAUAAAUUAAGUGUGUGUGUGUGGGACAUUAUUUUCAACAAAAGACUUCCUGACUUAAAUCAAUAUCUUAUAGAGAAAUAAAAUCGCCAAACUUGUAUGCACAAAAAAAAAAAAACAAAACUUAAUGCAAUAAAUAUUCAAAUUAAACAAUUGCGGUUUGAAAUACAAUAAAACAAAAAAAAAAAAAAAAAAAAAACGACCACAACUACGAAAAACACCAAAAACCAAAUGAUAAAUAUUGAACUCGAGCACAUAUCAUAAAGCACAAAAAAAUUCCUAUAAACAAUAAAACAAACAAAAGCGAUCAUAUAAAAAAAGAUAAGAAAUACCUCAGUAAAGAUAAAAAAUAAGCAGUAUAUAGCAAAGAAAAAAUUCGACACAAUCAUGGAGUAUAUGGAAUAUGCCACCUUAGCUUGGGAAUACUUGCCCUAUGCCUUCUAUGCCUUUGUAUUCCUGACCUUAAUCCCAAAGUCGGUGGGAAAAAUCAAUGCUUUUGCCAAAGCCAACUAUGAGGCAAAUCGUUACAAAUAUCAUCGCUGCUAUGGACCUGAGCUAUGUUGUCAUAUUCUGGAGGGGGGAGAGGAGCAUUUACCCAAACAAAAAUCCCGCAAAGCGGUCACCCGAGUAUAUCCCAAAAAGCAGGUUGGCAAGAAGGAUGCAAAACCUGCUUCUACAGUCAGUGUGGAAGAACCUGCCAAUGUCUAUAAACGCCAGGUUCACACUCACACCAAUGUCAAUAAAAUAGCAAAGAUGUUCGAAAGUGGAGGUGUCCAAAAGAAAAUCAAUCGGGUGACGCCUACCGUUUUACCCGAUUUCCGCAGAUGUUCUAUGAACUUCGACGAUGAGGAGGAAAUGUACGAGAGAAAAGAUAGCUUGACUGUGCCCAAAGUCGAGGUGUGCAUGCCCAAGAAAAGGGAGAAUGUGGUAUUGCGCCGUUUGCCCAAGCUAAGCCAAGAGUUGGAGGAAAACAAUGAAAAUUCCUCAAAUGUCUUAAACCAAAUGCCCAGGGAGGAAGUCCCAACGGAUUUUAAGGCCAGUUGGCGCAGUGAACCCAUAGCCAUACAAAAGCCAAAGCGUGAAAUUCCUGCCCCUUUGAGUUUGCACGAACUGAGUUCGGCCACACCCUCCACAAUGUCGCCAUCCCAUUCUUCGCCGCCGUCUUCACCCCACUCGGAGUGUUCACCGGUGGCCCUAUCACCUCUGGAGCGUUUCGCCCCAAUGCUGAAUAUGAAAUCCAGCCUAGAAGAUAUCUUUGCCGCCAUAGCCAAGAGUGCCGAGGAUUCUGAUGGUUUUCUAUAUCGAAGCUGCAGUUCCCUAUCACCGGUGACUUCUAUCGAUGACAUACUUUCAGAGAGACGUCUGUCGCGACCCUUAUCGGCCUAUUCCAUAAGCGAUCUGCUAAACGAUGAUCACAGUGGUAAUAAUAAGGCUUUGGAUGAGGCUUCAUACAUGGAAAGUUAUCUUAAAGUUUUGAAUAAGACCUGAGAAAUUUAAGACUCUGUAGCCUUUUGGUCAGUAAGAAUUUAUUUUUGUGAUUCCCCGGGGAAAAUAGAAUAAAAGUGCCAUCAAAAAACAAGAGUUUUACUCACCAUGGCACACUAUAAUACUGCAGAUAAGUGUUCUGAUUCUGAUUCUGCUUCAAUGCAAUCAGUCAGUGUGUGUAUAUGAGUCAGUUUUUCCCCAUUCCUUAAUCCUUCCGAAAUUUUUUGUAAAUUAUUUACUAUUUUUAAGAGCUAGAUCAAGUCUCAAAGUUCACAAAUCAAUUGUUUUUAAAGCUUUAAAUAAAAUUUUGUUCUCUUUAAGUCCAUCUUAAACAAAACUCUAUUUAAUACAUCAAAAGUGUAUUUUAUUCAAAUGUAUCUUACGAACCACAAAAUUUAUUCGCCCAAAUGCUGUCUGUAUUUUGUUUGCGCUGCAUUUGCACUUAACCCAAAUUUUUGCCUGUUUGAAAAACAUUUAAAACAAAAGUUUUGUUAGAAAAAUUCUUUAUUUUCCCUAGAAAAUAAGUUGUUAUUUAAUUUGCUUAUUUAUUUAACUAAAAUAAAUUAAGUUGUAAUUGUAACCCCCACUUUUUUAACAAAUAAAAAU